CCUUCUCUUUCAUCACUAAAACCCUCAAAACCCCUUUGUCCAUUUUACAGUUCUUACAGCAUCUCCUUUUCAAUAGCAGUAUAAAGCAAGUGCAAAAGCUGAUUCUGGGUUCUUUAAAUCUGCAUGUUUUUCUUGCAUUUGGAUUUGGCAUAAGCUCAAAGUUGAAAGAUUUGUGAAAUCUUGAUAUGAAAGCUUUAAGAGUAUUGAGGACAUUGAACUCUUCACUAUCUUCAAAUCCAAGCAAAACCCAUUUCAAUUCAACCAUUUUCCUUCGAUUUUACUCAGCCCAACCUCAAGAAGACCACCCCACAAGCACUGGUAUUUCUUCCUCUGAAGAAGAGGACACGUCUUCCUCAGUCUUCGACAGUUCGCAAUACGAUGUGGGUGUGGGAUUAAACAAUGAUGUUAAUUCAAAAAGCAGUGUAAGCUCCACUUGGGACGAGAAAUAUAGGGAAAGAGUGAAAACUAAAGUCUUUGGUGAAGACCCUUCCGAGAUUAAGAGUUCAAGAAUCUUGAUUAAAGAAGAGGAGAAGAGAAGAAGAGCUGCUUUAUUGGCUAGGACUCUUCUAGAAGCUGCACUGGACCGGCCUGAUGAGGAAGGGGACGAAAAUAAAGAGGAUGAGUUGGUGAAGGAAGAAGAUCAAAUGUCAUUGAGUGUGGGAAUUAUUGGAGCUCCUAAUGCUGGGAAAUCUUCAUUAACUAAUUACAUGGUUGGGACCAAAGUUUCUGCUGUAUCACGGAAGACAAAUACCACUACUCAUGAAGUCUUAGGUGUGAUGACUAAAGGGAAAACACAAAUUUGUUUCUUUGACACUCCCGGGCUUAUGCUAAAGAAAAGUGGAUUUCCUUACAAAGACAUAAAAGCACGUAUUGAAAGUGCAUGGAGGUCUAUUGAUCUAUAUGAUGUACUCAUUGUCAUAUUUGAUGCUCAUAGGCAUCUUACCAAGCCUGAUUCUCGAGUGGUGAGGUUGAUUGAGAGAAUGGGCUCUGAGGCUAAUCCAAAUCAGAAACGCUUACUGUGCAUCAAUAAAGUUGACCUAAUCGAGAAAAAGAAAGACUUGUUGAAAGUUGUUGAGGAAUUCAAAGACCUUCCUGGAUAUGAAAGGUGCUUUACGGUAUCCGGACUAAAGGGCGCUGGAGUGAAAGAUCUAACUAAAUACUUGAUGGAGCAGUCAGUGAAAAGACCGUGGGAUGAAGAUCCAUUUGUCAUGAGUGAAGAAGUUAUGAAGAAUAUUUCAAUGGAGGUAGUCAGGGAAAAGUUGCUACAUUACAUACAUCAGGAAAUCCCAUAUGGCAUUGACCAUCGCCUGAUGGACUGGAAGGAGUUACGUGAUGGUUCCCUAAGAAUUGAACACCAUUUGAUCACACACAAGAUAAGCCAACGCAAGAUUCUCGUAGGAAAGAAUGGUUCCAAAAUAGGGAGAAUAGGUAUCGAGGCAAAUGAAGAGUUGAGAACGAUAUUCAAGAGAAAUGUCCAUCUAAUGCUUAUGGUUAGAGUGAAAUCAUGAAGAUGAAAGACAAUAUCCUUGUUUUGCAUGUGUGUAUAUAUAGAUGUGCUCCAGUUUUUGUCCCUUACCAAAGCAGUUCUCAGUUGACACAAUAAUUUACCAUAGCAUUAAUCCAAAAUUAUAUUGUUAUGAUACAAAAUAUGGAAGAGAAGCUUGAUUUCCCUUUACAUGUGAAUACACUCAUAUCCUUUUCCAUAGAUUUAAGGUCAAAAUUCUAGACAUUGUUUUGUAUUCAUGUUGGGAUGACGAGUAAAUUUGUUUGUAAUGUUGGUUCAUUUGCAUUGAUAUAUUUGAACCUUCAGUUGCUCCAUUUCCUCAUCUAAACAUUGUAAUUUUU
Molecule: messenger RNA, 1845 nt
Organism: Solanum pennellii
Lineage: Eukaryota; Viridiplantae; Streptophyta; Magnoliopsida; Solanales; Solanaceae
Product: GTP-binding protein ERG
Exons: 8
Coding region: 186-1508 (440 amino acids)
Biological process (GO): ribosomal small subunit assembly
Molecular function (GO): GTP binding; rRNA binding; ribosomal small subunit binding
Source: RefSeq, a predicted model, not a curated record